This is a messenger RNA of Lutzomyia longipalpis, 1877 nucleotides long. Its product is annotated as serine protease gd-like. Bases 196 to 1575 code for a protein of 459 amino acids. The transcript has 3 exons. Lineage: Eukaryota; Metazoa; Arthropoda; Insecta; Diptera; Psychodidae. Gene Ontology annotation, molecular function: serine-type endopeptidase activity. Gene Ontology annotation, biological process: proteolysis. The record is from RefSeq and is a predicted model, not a curated record.
ACGUUGAACUUCAAAGUUGCUGGGAAAUAAUAUGAGACCCAGUCAGACCAGUUCCCCUGAGACAUGCCGAGAAACCUUGCUCGAAGACAUACAAACCUUUAGCCACUUCAGCUCAGCUCAGUCGCAAUUUAGAAUUUGAGUUGGACGGAGGUUUUCUUUUCAUUUUGAGAUCUUUCAUAUACAGAAAAAAAUUCAAUGAAUUUAUUGAUAAGUUUAGUGAUAUUAAGUGUAGCGUAUUCUGUGAUUUCACAAAGAUUAGAUCACCCAGCAUGUCAAAAUGGCUUCAAAUAUGUUUAUAUAAAUUCAAAAGUGGGAUGGAUUGGCAUGGGAUGGCUCUGGACAUCAGCAGACAGUCGAUUGCAUAACAUAACGCUUGAUUUGGAAUUUGCAACAGCUAAAUUGGAAGAUACCACCAAUUUGGGUGAACUGAGAAUUUUGCAUUUCCAUUUCCUGCGGCAACUCAAUAGUGAGAAGAGAUGGAAUGUUAAUUAUGAGCUCAUUUUCCCUAUACAAAAUCCAUUACCGGACAUGACGAAGCUCGUACUCAAUGGCGAUGUAAUUUGCGAAGCUCCUAAUUUGGAAUAUACACCACAGAAGCCUGAUUUGGUAAAAUUACAUCUUGAAUACAAUGAUUACUUAAAAGAACAAAGAUACACAGGUGAGCUGCUGAGAAAAACCACACCAACCGCUGCUCCUCCAUCUCAGCAAAUCAACGAAGAAGUAACGCAGGACAUCCAAGAAGAUGAUAGCAAUUCAAUUGAAUGUGGAAAAGUCGAUAAACCAAAUAUCCACGUGCCUUUAGUGCUAGAGGGGACGACUAUUCAAAAAGGAACAUGGCCAUGGCUUGUCUCAAUCUAUUCAUACUCCAAACUGCGUUUAGGAUUCAAAUGUGGAGCCACAUUGGUUUCCAAGAAAUUAGUAAUCACUGCCGCUCAUUGCUUCUUUGAUGCCUACAAUCGGAAGGUUCGCAUCGAUGACGUGCUCAUUAUCCUUGGGCAGUACAACCUUAAACGACCACAUGACCAAGGGACUCAAAUUGUUUAUCCAGAAAGCAUUAAUGUCCAUUCUAACUAUCGUAAAAACAACAACAUUGACUCCGACAUUGCAGUUGUAGUUCUAACCGAACCAGUCCGCUUUACAACCUACAUUCGCCCAGCUUGCCUGUGGAAGGAACCCAAUACAAAAGAUAGCAUUGUAGGCCUUAAAGGAUUCACAGCAGGAUGGGGUCGUGAUGAGAAUGGUAACUUCUAUACAGAGUUGCCGAAACAAGUGGAAAUUCCCGUCGUAUCAGAUGAGGAUUGUAUAAAUUCAAACAAAGUUUUUUCGGAGAUCACCUCCGAUGUAACUUUCUGCGCUGGUUGGCGAAAUGGUACGGAAGGUCCUUGCAAUGGUGACUCCGGAGGGCCACUUGUCUUUCAAAAAGAUGGCCGAUGGACCAUAAGAGGAGUUGUUUCUACAUCCUUAUCAACGGAUGGUGGCAAUACCUGUAAUCUCAAUGAAUAUGUUGUCUUCACUGAUGUUGCAAAAUUCAAGGAUUGGAUUUUAAGUUUUUCAGAUAAUUCGUAUCCUUUGUAAAAUAGGUCAUCUAAACUCGUCCCGUGAUUUCAUUCUGAUACUCUAUCUAUGCUGUACUUUAAAGUACAUACCUAAAUUUAAUAAAAUCCUCAAACAUUUUGCUUUUAUAUCAAUUUUCUUUCAAGUGAUAUGUAACUCUGUGUAUUUACAUAAAAUAAUAGAAUAGAUGAGAAGCAGUCUCACAGAAUAGGAAAUGAUUUGAAUGGAUAUUGCGGGUCUGCAUUUAUAAUUAAAUUUUGUAGUUUCAAAGUCUUUAUUAAAGAGAAAUAAAAUAAAGAAACUUCAGUAAACUCAAACAUAAA